UAAAGUGUGCUGUGGGGAAAUGGAAACAGGCCUGUUUGCUCUCCCAUGGGUGCCAGUGAAUAUUGGUGGUUCUGAUCUACUGGCCAAAGCCUGGUUCGGUGACACACAGUACCGGGUUCUGCUGAGUGACCUGAACACUGUGUGGGACGAAGAAAUGACCGCAGGUGACAUCCAGAGUCGAGCACAGGAUCUGAAUAAGCGUCUGAGGUCUCCUACACAAGCGUUCUCUCAUCUAUGUUCUGUGGCACGGCCUUGUUUCUCCAGUGAAGAUGAUGAUCAGAUUUCUACUGCACACGUUACUCUUGAACAGCAUGGUGGCAAUCUAACAGUCAAGCUCAAAAGUGAGCUGGCUGGGUUGCCAUUCUACUGGGAGUUUCGCUGCACCACAACACCUGUUGGCGUGGUGUGCAGACACCUGGUGCGCCCCCUGCUGGCAGUGAGUAGAGUCCUACAGCAGCAAGUGGAGGAUCUAGCUGCUCUUCUGGCUCGGAAGGACGCAGAGAUACAGGACUAUCAGGAGAACAGAGCUGUCCUAAGUAGAGCCAGACUACAUACGGAGCCGUUUGAGGUGCACAGGUACAGGGAGAACGUCUUCACACAGAUUGUUCCACAGAUGGGUGUGACGUUGGACAGUUUGGGUUUUGACUCAGAGUUGCAGGCACUGUAUAUGGCCGUGAGCUUGGGGAAAACAGGUCAGAAACGCAAACACUCUCCUGACAGCAGCCCUGCGGCAGAAGACAACCACGUCGCUGAACAUCACCAACACAUCACUGAUGUCCCCACAGAUGUGGGUUCUUCACUGGCUUCUCAAGAACAGAAUGAUGUCAAAGCAUCAUCGGGAAGACCUCAGGUGGCAGACACAUCAACUGCUGCUGCUGGUUCUGAGGAACGUUCCACCUCACGGCCGAAGAAGAAGAAAGCAGUGGGGCUUUUUCGGUGACAGUUCAUGCUUCUGAAUCAGAAUAGUGCACAU
Sinocyclocheilus grahami is the source of this 973-nucleotide messenger RNA. RefSeq names its product non-homologous end-joining factor 1. Gene Ontology annotation, molecular function: DNA end binding. Bases 20 to 940 code for a protein of 306 amino acids. NCBI's taxonomy places the organism in Eukaryota, Metazoa, Chordata, Actinopteri, Cypriniformes, Cyprinidae. Gene Ontology annotation, biological process: double-strand break repair via nonhomologous end joining. Gene Ontology annotation, cellular component: nucleus; DNA ligase IV complex. The record is from RefSeq and is a predicted model, not a curated record. The transcript has 7 exons.